Encephalitozoon romaleae SJ-2008 is the source of this 1092-nucleotide messenger RNA. RefSeq lists its product as hypothetical. NCBI's taxonomy places the organism in Eukaryota, Fungi, Microsporidia, Unikaryonidae. The coding region runs from base 1 to 1092 and encodes 363 amino acids. The record is from RefSeq and is a predicted model, not a curated record. The transcript has a single exon.
AUGGGAAAUGAAAAGAACAAGGAAAUAAUCCGAUGUGAAUUAGAGAACUAUGUCGCAGAGGAAAUGAAAAAUGCCUCUCCAAGCACAAGACAGAUGGAUGCAAUCCAAAAAAUGGUUUCGCUGCCAGAAAAGAAUUUUGAAGACUUGGUUUCGGAUAUUGUAAAUGAGAUGCGGAGGAGAAGCAGCGUUCCAUUUAUUUCCCCUGAGACUCCUAUGCAAUAUAAACUCUCCAGAAUCCAUGAAGAUGGAUUUAAAAGUCUUGUUCUAGACCUUUUGCUGGUGAUGAACCAAAGAUCCCCAGAGGAUAAAUGUUCUUCGGAAAAUGUUCAUGGAUUAAUCGACAGCCUUGAUAAGCUCAUAUCUUCACUUAAAGAGGACAUGAUGAAUGAAGAAAAGAUGGCCAAAGACAUAUGUUCCUCUUGUGACGUUUCAGAAAAGUUCAUGAUGUUCAUUGAAUACAGCCGCAAUGUUUUUGAGCGAAAUGGAGAGGAUACUAAGGUUCAUGAACAUAUGGUGAAAGAGGCUAAAGAAUAUUUUGAGAUCCAGACAGCUGAUGGGCCUGAUCUAAUGAUUAGUGUAGAUAUGCUUCUGAAAAAAUGUGAUAAACUGAAGUAUAGCAACCUUCCUGAAUACAAGUAUCAUAGAAACAAUAUCCAAAGGCUAAAAGUUAUGGAUUUGGAAGAGAGUGUGAAGAAAAGGCUGAUCCGGGAUGAAGUGGUGCAAGUGUAUUCCAUUUUUGUGAUGGAGAGCACUAAUCUGAGAGGAGCGAGAGAAAAGCAGCUUGAAUGCAAGGUCAAUAGUCUUGUCGACGUUCUAUGUAAGAUUAAAAAUGAUGCCGAAGAAGGAAGGGAGAUAGCUGCCUAUGAAUAUCUCGAAGACGUGGCCAGUUCCAGUGGGGAUAUCCUUGAACUUGUUGAAAAUAUGGAUCUAGAGAGUAAGGCUUAUUUAAGCCAGCUGAAGAUGAAAGUAGCUGCUUUGGAGCAAAUACAUAAUAGAAGUAGUGACGAGGAGCCACUCCCGGCCAUGUUCUCAACGAUAGAGGCUGUGAAGAAAGUAUUGGAAGAUGUUUGCAGAAUUCAAGGAAAUUCUUAG